AUGGAAAUUGACCAGUGCUUGCUGGAGUCCCUUCCCCUGGGCCAGAGGCAGCGUCUGGUGAAGCGCAUGCGCUGUGAGCAAAUCAAAGCAUACUAUGAGCGUGAGAAGGCGUUUCAGAAGCAGGAAGGGCUCCUGAAGAGACUCAAGCCUGGACAGAGCCGGAAGGUCCGUUUCAGCCUGGCUGAUAUGAUUCAGGAUGCUGUCAUCCACCACAACGACAAAGAGGUGCUUCGACUCCUGAAGGAGGGGGCAGACCCACACACUCUGAUUUCUUCAGGAGGGUCCUUACUCCAUCUGUGUGCGCGCUAUGGAAAUGCCUUCGUCACAGAAGUCCUGAUUGACAGGGGGGCCAAUGUCAACCACCAAGAUGAGGACUUCUGGACACCAAUGCACAUUGCGUGUGCCUGUGACAACCCAGACGUUGUCCUGCUGCUCUUAUUAGCUGGAGCCAAUGUCCUUCUGCAGGAUGUGAAUGGAAAUAUCCCAUUAGAUUAUGCUGUCGAAGGGACAGAAUCAAGCGCAAUCCUGCUGGCAUAUCUGGAUGAAAACGGGGUGGACCUCUCCUCACUGCGCAAGUUGAAGCUUCAGAAACCCAUGAGUAUGUUAACAGAUGUCAGACAAUUCUUAUCUGCGGGAGGAGACAUUAAUGAGAAAAACGAUGAUGGUGUCACACUGCUGCACAUGGCGUGUGCAAGUGGCUACAGGGAGGUGGCGUUGCUUAUCCUGGAACAUGGUGGAGACCUCAACAUCACUGAUGACCAGCGCUGCACACCCCUGCAUUUGGCAGCCAAGUAUGGCCAGACAAACCUGGUGAAACUCCUUUUGAUGCAUCAGGCAAACCCUAACAUUGUGAACUGCAAUGAAGAGAAGCCAUCAGCAUGGACAAGCUUGAAAUAUAUGAUGCUGAGUGGGAUAAGGCAGACACAGAAACACCAGUACAGCUUGACUUUACUUAGACGGGACAUGGGAAGCAGUCCCCUGGUGCUACCAAUUGCCAAGCAAGACAGCUUGUUGGAAAAAGACAUCAUGUUCAAAGAUGCAACAAAGGGUCUGUGCAAGCAACAGUCCCAGGAAGGCACCCCUGAGAACACAACCGUGAAUGGUGGCAGCAAGCCUGAGCAGGUUCAGCUCAUGCCUCCUGCUCCCAGCGAUGACCUUGCCACACUCAGUGAGCUCAAUGAUGGCAGCUUACUGUAUGAAAUUCAGAAGCGCUUCGGGAAUGAUCAGAUAUAUACUUUUAUUGGGGACAUCCUCUUGCUUGUUAACCCGUUCAAAGAACUCCCAAUUUAUUCCACUAUGGUGUCACAGCUCUAUCUGAGCCCCACAGGCCAGCGGAGCCCCUUGCUGCCACCCCACCUCUUCUCCUGUGCAGAACGGGCUUUCCACCGACUGUUCCAGGAGCACCGGCCACAGAGCUUCAUCGUCAGUGGAGAGAGAGGAUCGGGGAAGACCGAAGCCAGCAAGCAGAUAGUGAGGCAUCUGACCUGUAGGACCAGCUCUAGCCGGGCUAUGUUUGACUCCAGAUUCAAGCACGCCAUGUGCAUCUUGGAAGCCUUUGGACAUACCAAAACCACACUCAACAAUGUGUCCAGUUGCUUUAUACAGUACUGGGAGCUGCAGUUCUGUGAGAGGAAAAAACAUGUAACUGGAGCCAGAAUUUAUACCUAUAUGCUAGAGAAGUCCAGGCUUGUUGCACAGCCUCUUGGCCAGAGCAAUUUUCUGAUUUUCUCCUUGUUGAUGGAUGGGUUAUCUGCUGAAGAAAAAUCUGGACUUCACCUUAAUAACUUAGGUGCACACCGGUAUUUGAACCAGGGCAUCGGGGAAGAUGUAUCCACAGUCCAGCGUUCUCUGAACAGGGAGAAAUUCAUAGUUCUGAAACAAGCUCUGAGUGUAAUUGGCUUCAGCAACUUGGAGGUGGAGAAUCUCUUCGUUAUUCUAGCAGCAAUAUUAUACAUUGGAGAUAUCGAGUUCACCGCGCUGACGGAGGCUGACUCUGCCUUUGUCUCUGACCUCCAGCUCCUGGAACAAGUGGCUGGUAUGUUGCAAGUAUCCACAGAUGAGCUGGCAUCCGCCUUAACAACUGAUAUUCAGUAUUUUAAAGGAGACGUGAUAAUACGUCGACACACUGUACAUAUUGCUGCAUUUUACCGAGAUCUCUUGGCCAAGUCACUGUACAGUCGUUUGUUUGGCUUUCUGGUGAAUACCAUGAAUGGUUGCCUCCAGAGUCAAGAUGAGUUUAAAAGUCCACCGGCUUUGGAUAUUGGAAUACUGGAUAUCUUUGGUUUCGAAGAAUUUCAGAAGAAUGAAUUUGAACAACUUUGUGUCAACAUGACCAACGAGAAGAUACAUCACUAUAUCAAUGAAGUGCUUUUCCUACAAGAGCAGACAGAGUGUGUAGAAGAGGGGGUUGCCUUGGAAACAGCCUAUUCUCCUGGCAAUCUGGCUGGAGUUUUGGAUUUCUUCUUCCAGAAGCCCUCUGGGUUCCUCUCCCUAUUGGAUGAACAGAGUCAAGUGAUUUGGUCAGUGGAACCAAACCUUCCCAAAAAGCUGCAGAGCCUCCUGGAAUCGUCAAACACAAAUGCAGUGUAUUCCCCCAUGAAGGACGGCAAUGGGAAUGUUGCCCUUAAAGGUCAAGGUCCAGCCUUCACUGUCAUGCACUAUGCAGGAAGGGUAAUGUAUGAAAUUGGUGGAGCAAUUGAAAGAAAUAAAGACGCCCUUUCACAGAACCUUCUAUUUGUAAUGAAAACUAGUGAAAAUGUUGUGAUCAAUCAUUUGUUCCAGUCGAAACUGUCACAAACGGGAUCCCUCGUAUCUUCCUACCCUUCCUUUAAAUUCCAAGGACAUAAAUCCACCCUGCUAAGCAAGAGAACCACAGCCUCUCCAAGUAUUGGAGUAAACAAGAAUUAUCUAGAACUUACUAAGUUAUUAAAAAAGAAAGGCUCUUCCACUUUCCUUCAAAGACUGGAACGAGGAGACCCCAUCACCACAGCAUCACAACUCAGGAAAUCUCUGGCAGACAUCACUGGGAAGCUACAGAAAAGCAGUCCACACUUCGUCCAUUGCAUCAAGCCCAACACCUCGCAGCUGCCAGGCACAUUUGACCACUUCUAUGUGUCUGCACAGUUGCAGUACCUCGGCGUCCUGGAGCUGGUGAAGCUCUUCCGCUAUGGAUACCCAGUGCGCCCAUCCUUCACAGACUUCCUGUCCAGAUAUGAGCCACUGGCUGAUGUGCUUCUGGGUGAGGAGAAGAAGGACCAGUCUGCAGAGGAGAGGUGUCGGCUUGUUCUCCAGAGGUGUAAAUUACAAGGCUGGCAGAUGGGAGUCCGAAAGGCCAGCACCACAGCGAGUCCCCCAAUGCACUCCCCAAAGCUGCAUCAGAGCAAAUCAUGGGUUAUAAGGGGGUUUCUGGCACGCCAGCACUUGCUUCAGAAAAUGAGUGUCAAGCAGCAAGAGGUCACAUCCAUCAAGAGCUUCUUGCAGAGCACAGAGGAUAUGGCACUGAAAACCUAUGAUGCCCUGGUCAUUCAGAAUGCAUCUGACAUUGCCAGGGAGAAUGACCGACUCCGGAAGGAGGUGCAUGCUUCCUGUCACAGGAACAAGCAAGAGGAGGGCACCAAAAGAGCUGAAGACCAAGGUGGGCCCCGGCAUGUCCACUCCAGCACCGUGUCAGUCCCCAUGGCAGUGGAUAGCCUGGCCCAGGCUCUUGCUGGACCGUCCAUCAGGUCACCAUCACUGCACUCCGUGUUCAGCAUGGAUGACAGCCCUGGUCUCCCAUCUCCACGGAAACAGCCUCCACCCAAGCCUAAGAGGGACCCAAACACCCGGCUGAGUGCGUCCUAUGAGGCUGUGAGUGCCUGCCUCUCUGCCGCCAAGGAUGCAGCCAGUGAAGCUCUGACAAGGCCCAGACCCCACAGUGAUGAUUACAGCACCAUGAAGAAAAUCCCUCCUCGCAAGCCAAAGAGAAGCCCCCAUACGAAGCUCAGUGGCUCCUAUGAGGAGAUCUGGGGACCAAGGCCCCCAGGUGCGGUGGGCCAAGCAGUCAGGCACCAGGUCCCAGGGACACUGUGUGUUCAGUGGCCCAGGCCUGACUUAGUGCCUCAGUGUACUCCACAGAUGCCCAUGAGCCUUCCAUUGCCACAAGGGGCCUACGAGGAUGAUUCCGAGCCUGUGUACAUCGAGAUGGUGGGGAACGCAGGCAGGGCAGGUGGGUCAGAGGCCGACAGCCUUGACCAGGGUGAAUCUGUGUAUGAGGAGAUGAAAUACUUCUUGCCAGAGGAGGGCUGUGGACCAGGGAUGCUCUCCUUCUUGCCUGCCUCACCCCCUCUAUUUUUGGAGUCUCGAAAAGCCAUCACCUUGGGGCCUGGUGAAGGGAGCUGCCAGCCUCCCAAGGACACCUGUGAAAUCCCUCCACCCUUCCCCAAUCUGCUUCCCCACCGGCCACCUCUCUUGGUCUUUCCUCCCACCCCAGUAACCUGCUCCCCAGCCUCUGAUGAAUCGCCACUGACACCUCUGGAAGUGAAGAAACUGCCUGUCCUGGAAACCAACCUCAAGUAUCCUGUGCAGUCUGAAGGUUCCAGUCCAUUGUCACCACAGUACUCCAAAACCCAGAAGGGGGACAGCGACCAGCCAGCAUCCCCUGGAUUCACUGUGUUUAACGGAUCCAGCCGAGUCUCACCACCUUCCACACCACCGCCACCCCCUGGGCCACCCCCUGUACCCUGUGGGCCACCCCCUGUGCCCUGUGGGCCACCCGCUGCACCUUGCCGGCCACCCACACACUUCGCCUUUCCACCAGAUACUGUCCUUGCCACUGCAGCUAAAGCAACGGGCAACUCAGACCUGCCCAGAACACAGCCAAAGCCCAGUUCAGCCCCCGUGCCAGGUCCCUGCAGCUCCUUUGGCAAGGCCCCGUAUUCACCAGGAAGGGCAGCAAGAGCCGACCUCAGGAAGACCUCAUCCACCACCUCCUCCCCACCAGGCCAUCACAGCCCACCCAACGCCAGGCCACUGUCCAGCCCCCUGGAUGAGCUGGCCAGCCUCUUCAACUCGGGAAGGAGUGUGCUGCGUAGGUCUGCGGCAGGACGCAGGAUCAGGGAGGCUGAAGGCUUUGGAACUAACAUGAACCUAACUAGCCGGGAAGAUCCCAGUUCAUCAGAAAUUGCUUCGGAUAUUCAAGACAGAAAUGCGAAUAACCAUGGAACUCAGUUAUCCAAUUCACUGUCUAGUGCUGUCACUGCUGAAAAUGGAAAUUCUGUCUCAAAUGGUUUACCUGAGGAUGAUGGGUGCUCAAGGUUGUGUCUGAGUGGCACGGGAACUUCAUCAUUUCAGAGACAUCGAGAAAGUCACACCACCCAGGUAAUCCAUCAGCUGAGGCUCUCAGAGAACGAAAGUGUGGCCCUGCAGGAGCUGCUGGACUGGAGGAGGAAGCUCUGUGAGGAGAGAGAAGAUUGGCAGGAAACACUGCAGCACACAGAGCCCCGUGCACCUCCGCCACCGCCUUGCAAGAAGCCCACACUUCUAAAGAAGCCAGAGGGAGGUUCCUGCACCAGGCUGCCUUCGGAACUCUGGGACAGCACCAUCUGACAUGUGACCUGGACUGCAGGCACAUGACUGAGCUGCCUCCUGACUGCAGCAUCUGCAGGAGGCUGCCUUCUGAUCUCUGGGGUCUCCCCUCCAGGCAUCUCCACAAAAAGCACAGGACACUUGACUGACUACCCAUUUCCUGUGUGUAUGUGUCUGUGUGUGUGUGUUGGUUCCUUCUUAUCCAUUUCUUGGUAGCACACUGAUUUUUAGGGCCACACUGCCCUCAGACAGCCAGAGAGGCUGGGGGAGUGUAUAUGAGGUGGGAGGGCAGAGCAGUGGGGAGAACUACUCCAGUGGCUGCUUUUAGCAUGCCCGGUUUCAGCCGCUGUCCCCCACCCCUCUUGGUGUCUUUACUCCAGUGAGUGCACAGGACAGACAGUUCAUUUCUUUGUAGGUGUUUGUGUGUUAUUAGAAUUACAAACCUGGUGAUCAUUCACCCUUUUAUUACAGUAUUUUAUAACUUUAUGCAAUCGGUGGUGCUCCCUUUAUUCAAAAAUACAGAUUUUAAAAAAUCAUUUCUAGGGUUCUUUUUUUAAUUCUACAUACUUAUUUUUAACCCAAAGCACCUAAAAGCCUGGGGACUGUGUGUUGUCUUGGCUUUGGCUAACCCCUGCAGGAAUGCUGGUCGAGAACCAGGGUUUAGGCUUCACAUUUCUGCAGGAGGUGACUCUUCCCUGCACCCGGCAUUUCCUCUGGAUAAAUGUGGCUUUGGCGUUCAUUGGUUAAGCUUUGUCCUCACCCAACUCCCCAGCGUGGCAUAGAUUACAGGACAUUUAUGGUACUCAGUUCAACACGUAUGGUUUCAGGUUCCUAGUUGGUGAUAGGAGAGGGUUGCAACAGUACAGAUAAGCAGGCUGAGCCUCAUGGGAUGGAGCAGCAGUGUGCUAUCCUCCCUAGGAACACUGCAUGAUUCCCUCUCAGUGUACCCAACCCUGUCAUGCAACGGCCUUGUUCUUCCACGUGCUUCUGCCCACUGUCAGCAAGUUUCACUCAGUGGCUCCACUGUGCCCUGCUCCCUGGAACUUUUGAUUCCUAUCAGGCUUUUCAAAGCUGCUGUGCCAAUAA
Messenger RNA from Nannospalax galili (Upper Galilee mountains blind mole rat), 6648 nucleotides. It is a transcript of the gene Myo16, whose product is annotated as myosin XVI. Lineage: Eukaryota; Metazoa; Chordata; Mammalia; Rodentia; Spalacidae. Bases 1 to 5583 code for a protein of 1860 amino acids. The record is from RefSeq and is a predicted model, not a curated record. Gene Ontology annotation, cellular component: perinuclear region of cytoplasm; myosin complex; nucleoplasm. Gene Ontology annotation, molecular function: ATP binding; protein phosphatase binding; cytoskeletal motor activity. The transcript has 34 exons. Gene Ontology annotation, biological process: negative regulation of G1/S transition of mitotic cell cycle; neuron projection morphogenesis; phosphatidylinositol 3-kinase/protein kinase B signal transduction.